AUGGCGGAACCGCCGAGCCCAGUGCACGGCGCUGCCGCCGCCGCCGCCGCCGCCGUCUCGGAGAAAGAACCGUUUGGCAAAUUGCAGCCCGCCUUCCGGGGCCCACCGGGUCCUCUGUCGGCCAAGAAGGUCCGGACUGAGGAGAAGAAGGCGCCGCGGAGACUGAACGGAGAGGGGGGCAACGGCGGGAACAGCAGGCAGCUGCAGCCGCUGGCGGCACCUUCGCCUCAGAGCUAUGGCAGCCCCGCGUCUUGGAGCUUUCCCGGUCUGUCUGCUGCCGCGUCCCCCUCCUCUGCUCGGAGCAGUUUCUCUUUUUCCGCUGGCUCCGCGGUCCCUUCCUCAGCCUCCGCUUCCUCGUCUCAGCCGGUGCCGCGCAAACUGCUGGUCCCUCCUCCGCUGCUGCGCGCUCAGCCUCACCAUCUCUUGCUGCCCGCCGCCGCCUCCUCGGCCAACGCCAAGCCGCGCCGACCUAAGGAGAAGCGAGAGAAGGAAAGGAGGAGGCACGGCCUCGGCGGGGCAGGCGAGGCCGGCGGGGCCGCCCGGGAGGAAAACGGGGAGCUGAAGCCGCUGCCGCGAGAUAAAAUCAAAGACAAAAUUAAAGAGAGAGAUAAGGAAAAAGAGAGAGAGAAGAAAAAGCAUAAAGUAAUGAAUGAGAUCAAGAAAGAAAAUGGAGAAGUAAAGAUUUUGCUGAAAAGUGGGAAGGAGAAACCAAAAGCAAAUGCUGAAGACUUACAAAUUAAAAAAGUAAAGAAGAAAAAGAAAAAGAAACACAAAGAGAAUGAAAAACGGAAGCGUCCAAAAAUGUAUAGCAAAUCUAUUCAAACCAUCUGCUCAGGAUUGCUAUCUGACGUUGAAGAUCAAGAAGCCAAAGGCAUGCUACAUGAUAACGUAAAGGAUUACAGUGGAAAGAGUUUGGAUAACAAGAACUAUGAUUCCAAAAUUCCUGAGAAUAGUGAGUUUCCAUUUGUCUCAUUAAAGGAGCCACGGGUUCAGAAUAACCUCAAAAGGUUGGACACUUUGGAGUUCAAACAGCUCAUUCAUAUUGAGCACCAGCCUAAUGGAGGUGCAUCCGUUAUCCAUGCCUAUAGUAAUGAACUCUCCCACCUUUCUCCUGUGGAGAUGGAGAGGUUUGCCGAAGAGUUUGUGGAUCUGGUGUUCAGUGAAAAUGAAAACUCUGCAGCUUUCUAUGUAAUGGGUAUUGUUCAUGGGGCAGCUACUUAUUUACCUGACUUUUUAGACUACUUUUCAUUUAAUUUUCCCAAUUCGCCAGUGAAAAUGGAGAUAUUAGGAAAGAAGGAUAUAGAAACGACAACUAUGUCCAAUUUUCAUGCUCAGGUAAAAAGAACAUAUUCUCACGGUACUUACAGAGCUGGCCCAAUGCGACAGAUCAGCUUGGUGGGAGCAGUUGAUGAAGAGGUGGGAGAUUACUUCCCUGAAUUCCUUGACAUGUUGGAAGAUUCACCGUUUUUAAAAUGUACGCUGCCAUGGGGGACCCUGUCUAGUCUGAAAUUGGAGAGUCGAAAAGACAGUGAUGAUGGUCCCAUCAUGUGGGUACGCCCAGGAGAACAAAUGAUCCCUGUGGCUGAUAUGCCAAAGUCACCUUUCAAAAGGAAAAGAACUACCAAUGAGAUAAAAAACCUGCAGUACCUACCUCGAACCAGUGAGCCCCGUGAGAUGCUCUUUGAAGACAGAACAAGAGCCCAUGCAGAUCAUAUAGGACAAGGUUUUGAACGACAGACUACGGCUGCUGUCGGAGUGUUGAAAGCUGUGCACUGUGGAGAGUGGCCUGCUCAACCCCGAAUAACCAAAGAUGUAAUUUGUUUUCAUGCUGAAGAUUUCUUAGAAGUAGUUCAACGAAUGCAGUUAGAUUUACAUGAACCUCCACUGUCCCAGUGUGUCCAGUGGGUUGAUGAUGCAAAACUUAAUCAACUGAGGAGGGAAGGCAUCCGCUAUGCCAGGAUUCAGCUGUAUGAUAAUGACAUUUAUUUUAUUCCAAGGAAUGUUGUUCAUCAGUUCAAGACAGUUUCAGCAGUAUGCAGUUUAGCAUGGCAUGUUCGGCUCAAGUUGUAUCACUCAGAGGAGGAGACUGCUCAGAAUACAGCUACUCACGAAACAGGCACAUCACCAGAUUCCACAACAUCAGUUCUUGGACCUCACACUGACCAUGUGAUUUGUGCUGUAAGCAAAACCUCCUUGGAUUCUAAUUUUUCAGACAAACUUCAUUCUAAAUCUGAAUUACAGCUGAUUAAACAUGAACCUAUUGCAGCUGUAAGAAUCAAGGAAGAACCUGUGAAUGUUUAUAUUCCUGAAAAGACUAGAGCACCGAAUAAUACGGAUGGCAAGAAUGUUAAAGCAAAAUUGGAUCAUGUUCAAUUUACAGAAUUUAAGAUUGACAUGGACUCUAAAUUUGAAAAUAGCAACAAAGAUUUAAAGGAAGAAUUGUGCCCUGGAAGUCUCAUAAGUCUAGUUGAUACAAGGCAACAUAGUUCAGCACCUUCAAAUCAAGAUAGAAAAGAUGAUGACAUUUUGUGCUAAAUUUGUACAUACCAUUUAAAAUUCUUUUUUUUUUUUAAAGUUAAUAAUGUAAUAAAGAUUCAUGAAUUCUGAAAGCAAGCCAAGGACUUGCUCCCAAGUCUGUUACAAAAUAGAGUUUAUGUAGCUUUGUAACAUUCCUCAGUGCCUGUCCAUAACUGUGAAGGAUCAAAGCACUUAGGGCCAGAUGCACUGUAAAUAUUACAGGUUUAAACAAAAGGAGUCUUUAAAGAAUCAUUUGAUUUGGAAUUGUAGGUUUUAGAAUAGAGCUGACAUUAACAUAUAUAUAUAUAUUUUUUGUAAUAUGAGCCAGAAUUCUUUUUUGACAAUUUAAGGCUUUUCCAUAGAGCUUAUUUAUACCAAUUUUUUUUUCAUUUUAAUGUGUCAGCACUGUAGUGUAAAUAGCUUUUAAAAAAUCUUUUUAGUGUGAUUUAUACUGAAAUGGGAGCCACUUAAUAAAGGUUCAUAAUAAUAAAAUGUUUUCUGUUGGGUCUGCAAAAAGACAAACUGACAAUUCAGUUAAGUCAUUUAUUUGGUCUAUUACGUUUCUGCUGGUGUAUCCAUUUAGAGUGGUAAUGGAGUGCAAAUGUAAGUAUUCGAAUCUAGUGAAUAUUUAAAUUCCCCACACUGUGUAAGCAUUUUUGAAAACAAGAUUCAGUUAUGAAAGCAUAUUUAUAUAAUGCGUGUAUGUAUGGGAAUAUAUAUAGAUAUGUAUAUCAUAUUUUGCAUAACUUCUUAAAUUGCUGAAUAAGAUGAAUAUGUGAAACUUCCUAGCCUCACUCCCUGGAAUACAUUUUAAAAUAUUUAUAUUCAACAUUCAGAAAGCAGUUUAGGUAAUAGAAGCAGUUUUAUAAAGUUGGGAGAAACAAGGUCUGUGAGUGGUAUUGAACUCUUCUAACUCAUGAAGUUACGUGGCCAGAUUACAUAGCCCUAACGUAAAUCUUCUCUAUAUAUAUAGAGUGUCUGGAAUGAGAAAAAGUUGAGAAAAUGUUCUUACUAAUAAGCACCUGUACUAUAUUUAAUAGUAGCUGAGUAAAAAUCUUUAGUUACAGAAUGUUUAGUUGUGAGCAGUUAAAAUCCUCUUUUACAUUUUUCUCGCAGAACAGGAGGAAAGUCUGACAAAUACAAAACCUUAAGGGCCAUGACUCAACUGCCAUAUACAGAGAUAUAACUAACAAAAUAAGAUGCGUUACCUCAUUUUUCUAAGGAUCCUUCUCCCUACCUUUUUCCCAAAAAAGCCCUGGAAAGUAAAAUUCGGGUAGGAUUGCCAGUGCUAAAGAUUGCCUAGCUAAAGAUUAAAAUAGAUCUCUUCAGUGAUGGGCUUCAGCACUAUUUGAGACUGCUUCCACUACUGCAAUUAAAAGUCAAACAAAUGUCUUUAAUGUAUGCUUUGGUGUAAGGAACACUGCUCAUUGCACAUUUAUUUUAUUUAUCUUUGGUAUUUUUCUGGGCUCAUACUUUGGUUGAUGACUUUUAACUGAGAUUCUUUGUGCUGUCUUUUGUUUAGUGUUGCUGUUGAAAUUGUUUCUGCUCCAGCCUCAUUUGUGGUACCCAUAAAACUGCUUAUCUUUAUGGUUAGGGAGAAGCCACUGAAAUCAGUUGCAGCAGUGACAUCAUUUCUGGCCCGCAGUUUAAAAGGGUUAGGCAAAUACUGUAGGAAAUCUCAGUGGUUUAUAGGAAAUCAAUAUAUUUGCAAUAUAGGAAUUUUCAUGGGUUAAGGAAGGUAUAAAUCAUGAUAAUGUAAAUAGGGAUUUUGUUUUAUAUGUUACCGUCUUAGCCUACUCCUCACCACUUUAAUCUUCUCUUUUAAGCUAAAUUUAUCAUUUGCAUCUACUUUUUGGGGAUAUAAAAGUUCAUAGCAAACCAGUAUUGAGAAAUAGGAGAGCAUGUGGUUAAAAUGUUUUCUUUUUUAAUUGAAGUGGUUAAAAUGUUUUCUUUUUUAAUUGUAGGGUGAUAUAUUUAACAAUAUUUUAGUUUUCCAGUAGUAUACACGUAGAUACAUGAGAUCAUACAGUAAUAAAAUGUCUUUAGGGUAUCCCUCCAAAAUAUCUUGAGCCUUAAACUUUUAACUAAAAGACAUAUCUAAAACAACCACAGUGGUUGCUUUUAGGUAGAGUUUCUUAUAUAACCAAUACUCAAACUUCUCCAUAUUUUGAAAAUUUAUAACGUUUUGUAAAAUACAUAUAUGUAUGCAUUUUACAAUAUAAAUAUAUGAAACAUAAAUCAGUGGGCUCAAGAUUUCAAGAUACAGCUUUGUCACCUUGAAUAAUGUUACAUCCCUUGUCUUACGGGUUAUAAUUUUUAAAAUCCUCUUUGGAUGCAAUCUAAGAACUUGCUGAUUAUCUUUGUUAAACACACAUAAUUUCUAUUUCAAUAUUGCUUUAUAUUAAUGGUUUCCUAGUUACUACAUUCCAGUUCUUUACCUGAACACACUUUUUUUGUUGAUUUUUCCAAUUUCUUGGACCAGAACGAUAAAGCACUUAAGAUGUAGUUUCUAUAUGAUCUUAUGCUAUAUAAACAGUUAUUAUGUAAAUUAUUAAAUCGAUACACAGACCUUUAAAAAAAACUAAGGUACCUCAGUGGUGUCUGCUACAGUGCUUUUUUUUUUUUUUAAAUUACUUUGGUUCAUACCUAUUAGCUAUUGAAGAAGUAGAAUCUUUUCCAUUCUCAGGUUAGCUGGUUAGCUAGCAAAAGAAUUAAGCAUUUGUGAUAUUUAGUUGAAAACUUGACUAAAGCCAUAUUCAUUAUUCAUUAUCUCCCUUGUCCCUAAGGCUGCUGACCUUAAAUAAAGAUUAGGUUGAUCAGGCACAACACUCAUGGUGUGUGUGUGUGUGUAAGAUUAUUGGAAAUACUGUUUAUUCCCACAUAUAUUCAUUUUCAAUCAUGUGUGUGUGUGUGUAAGAUUAUUGGAAAUACUAUGUUUAUUCCCACAUAUAUUCAUUUUCAAUCUAUUCUAUAACUUUAGGGAGGGAAGGGCCAGAGAGGGUAGGACGAAUUUUAUUUCUUGUGUUAUGUCCUCAAGGUAUUUCAUUAGUGUUCCUGAGUGUGAAACGGUUUUUUUCCCCAAAUACAUAAUGGCAGGUGAGAUCAUUUUUGUAAAUAAUAGAUUAGCACUGUUUUGGUAAAUUUGCAUUCAGUUAUUUUGUUGGACAAGUUUAUUGUCAUGUAAAGCAAAUAUCUAAAAAUUCAUUUUACAUUUAGCAGAGAUGCAAGAUUUGUUUUUAGAGUGAGAGGAAUUUUCCUUGUCUUCCACCUUUCAAUAAAUACUAAAAUUGAUAACUGUAAUCUUUUUACCUUUGUUUUGUAUUAUUUUCUUAUAUUUGACAUUUUAUUUUCGUCUCGUCAUCUUCAAGAGUUCUUGUUUCUUUGUCUUCAAAUGAAACCAUAAGAUCUUGAAAGUGAUUCCAAUCUGAAAGUCUUUUUUUUCUCUUAAAAAUUAUCAAAAGUUGAUUCAUGCCAACCUAGAAUAUUGAGGAUUACUUUAAGCAAGGCUGUUAAACUAGUUCAGUGUGGGUGCUGGGAUGGCAUGCUAAAUCACUUCCCUUCUCUCUAGACAGGACUAUUUCUGUCCCAGGAGGGGAGGACAAAAGUGCAUUGUUUUCAAGAUACUUUUAAGCUGGUAAAAAGUGACAUGAUGGGUUUUAGGUCUUCAGAGUGAUAGAAGAGCUCUUGAUUAUUAAUAUUCCACCUGAUGUAACUACUUUGAUAUGUAAACAGAAUUUUACUGGUUUUAGAAUGCCUUUUCUAUUUCAUGAAAGAGUUAUGUUUGACAUGUUUGGCACUGACAGUGUACCUCAGAUAAAAUAAUUAAAAGGACAACUCAGAAGAAGUAUAAAUCUCUAUCUCUGCUCUGGCUUUUUUUUUUAACAUACUGCAUAUUGCAGAUGGAAACCAUCACUUUUUAGAAUGUCAAGCACAAGAGGCUAAAAGCAGAGAUGGCUUUUCUUCUUUACGUUUACAGAUGUUCUAGGUCAUAUCUCUACUGGGAGAUAGGGAAAAAGGAGGGGAUAACAUCUUGCAUUUCAGGUUAUCUUCCCUUCUAGGAUUUUAGGCCCAAUCAGGGAGUGUGAAUGAGCUGAGAAUAAAAUGUAGGCAAAUAGAAUUUAUGUUAACUAGAAAUUAAAAGUAAAAUUAAAACAUACUACUUAUAUGUUUUAUUACUAUUAUUUGCCUUCCAAGAACUGCACUAUUAAAAUAUUAGCACUCUGGAUCCUUCUACACAUUUUGAAAUUCAGAAUUUAUGCAUCUAUAUUUUUAAAAUGUUAAGUCUGUAUGCUUUUCUGUAAAGUUCAUUGCCUUGGUACUACUGAAGACUACAAAGUAUGCAGAUUCAGAGACAAGUCAGUAUAGUUGCAAAUAUUUUGCAUAAUAUGGUGUUUAAAAUUUUAUUUGGACAGGCAGUUCUACAUCCUCCCUCUACCCAAGUUUCUUCUUUCUUUGAAAUUUUGUUUUUGUUUUUAACUGAGCCAGACGUUUAUGUGAAAAAUCUCGAGUCUUCUAUCUUCUUUAAAAAAACAAAAACAGAAACUUUAGUCUGGCUUUUGUUUAUGCUGUUGUUCCAUACCUCUUCCUGAGUUCUUAGAAAACUCUGUCUGCCUUCACUUCCUCAUUUCACUAUAAUUUUGUCUUAAUCCUCAAAUUUAAUCACCCGGCUGAAGUGGUUCUCUCAAAGGUCACCUUUUGACUGCCAAAUUCAUUGGCUUCAUUUCAUACUUCUGUUUAUUUGACAGAGUGUCACAGCGAGAGAGGGAACACAAGCUGGGGGAGUGGGAGAGGGAGAAGCAGGCUUCCCGCUGAGCAGGGAGCCCAAUGCGGGGCUUGAUCCCAGGACCCUGGGAUUAUGACUUGAGCCGAAGGCAGACACUUAAUGACUGAGCCACCCAGGCACCCCUUAAUACUUCUGUUUAAUCCUUGUGGCACUUGUUAGCAAUCUUUUACUCCCUAAAACUCUAUGUAUGACCUAUCUGUUCUGUUUUGCUUUUCCAUUUCUUUGGAUGUCUUCUUUUGCCUUAGCCACCACUAUUUAAAGCAAUCUCAGGUUCUUUAGGUCUCUACACUUUGUCCCCGAAUUAUCUUCGUGACCUCAUGACUUCAGUUAGCCUUGAUUUCUCACUUCAGCUCUAAGGAUCUGUGUAAUCAGAAUUAAAUCCUUCUCUUCUCCCUUGCCCCCAAGCAUUAGCUCUUCCUUUCCCUCCUAAUUUGGGUAUCGGCAUCACUAUGUCUCUACCUAGUCAUUGCAGUUACCUGAUUUCUCUUUUCUUCUAACUAUAUACAAUGUGUCAUGAGAUUUUCUUGAGUUGACCCUGGAAAUGUUCAUAAUUUGUCUACUUUCUUGUUAUAGUAGAUGUUCAUCUUACCUGGACUCUUAAAAUAGCCUAAAAUGUUCCAGGCUGCCUGCAGUCCUCUGCCUCUACCCCCAUUCCAAUCCAUUCUUUGUUACUACCAGAUUAAUCUAAGAUAGAUAUGAUUGUUACUCUUUUGCUUAGAAAUAUUCCGUGGCUCCUUUCCUAAAGUCUAGAAGCCAAAUCUCAGUAUCACACCAAAAAGCCUUCAUGAUAUGGCCCUUCCUUUCCAGCUUCAUCCACCAGUCUUCCAUUAAUGUGCCCAAUUUUCAGCUUUACCAGGAGCCAGGACUUGCCAUUUCCUUUGUGUACUUUUAAAAUUCUUUGCUUUUGCUGGGGAAAUCUCUGCUUGGAAUAUAAUACCAUGAAAUCUUUUUUCAAAACUCUAGUUAAACAUCUUCUCUUCUGUGUCUUUUACUGAGUUCAUCUGUUCCAACUGUCCCCUCACCCCAAAGCUGGUGUAGAACCAUUUCUUCGCUCUGCUUCUUGUGUCCCUUUGUUCAUAUCAUUUAAUGUACACAUUAGUUAAGUACACGUUGGGCUUUACCUAAACCAUGAACUAGAAGUUACAAGUUUUUUCUUUUUUAAUCCCUUUGUAUCCUUGA
Molecule: messenger RNA, 8479 nt
Organism: Mirounga angustirostris (Northern elephant seal)
Lineage: Eukaryota; Metazoa; Chordata; Mammalia; Carnivora; Phocidae
Gene: RSBN1L
Product: round spermatid basic protein 1 like
Exons: 8
Coding region: 1-2535 (844 amino acids)
Cellular component (GO): nucleus
Source: RefSeq, a predicted model, not a curated record